This is a messenger RNA of Aaosphaeria arxii CBS 175.79, 887 nucleotides long. RefSeq lists its product as uncharacterized. The record is from RefSeq and is a predicted model, not a curated record. NCBI's taxonomy places the organism in Eukaryota, Fungi, Ascomycota, Dothideomycetes, Pleosporales. Bases 207 to 803 code for a protein of 198 amino acids. The transcript has a single exon.
GCGACGUAGACGAGCCCCGGCUGCGAGUACCCUGUCCGGUCGCGGGUUUGGGUUUGUGGCAGAUUUGCAAUCAAGAGGGGGCAUGCUUCUCGAAGGAAAGUCAAAGCGCAGCUGGAGAACAGUGCGGCCAGAUUUAUGUUUAACAGUUUUGUUCUGUUCUGUUCUAUUAGGGGUAUUGUGGGUUUUGUAGGAUCGGUCAUGGAUGGAUGCAUUGUCCCAUAGUUGCCCUGGGACCCAGUGCACGGCAGACAAUGGGCCUCGUUCGACUCCUCUUGGGCGUUAUGUACACAGAGUGUGCUAUGUACUCCGUAUGUGUUAUGGUUAUUAAAUAUUUGAAGGAAAUGGAGCCAGUCAGGCACGCACGCGGGCGCAGACUGGGCUUCUACUCGAUACGAAACGGCUAUGGGUCCGUAAUUGAUUUGAUUGUUCAUGGCCAGACAAUAAUGGUUGAGCGACCCAGUAAUCCCAGCGACCCAGCACGGUGUGUCGCCGCGAGGGCACACACAGGACAGUGCAUAAUGGUUAUUGGGCUGAUAGGAGGUGUGCACUGUGUGGUGAGAUUUUUGUUUUAUUAUUGCAGUGGAAGGACGGGAUAUGAUAGUCGUAGCUGGAGUUGGAGGGGGGAGAGCUCAGAGGAGAGAUACUGCAUAGACUGUAGAGAUAGAGAAGGGGACCCGAGUGUCUGGCUCGGAUCUACUCUAGGGGGGGGGGGACCGACGGCCAUGCCCAGGAAAGCGGCGUUGUUGGAGGAAGAGGAGGAAGAGGAUAAGGAGCGGGAGGACAGGAGAGGCACGACAGGAUAGGAUAGGCAGCAUGGGAGGCGGAGGAGAUGUUACAGACAAGGUUUAGAUGAAGGGAAGGAGAUGGACGAGAUGGACGAGAUGGAC